ACUUUCGUUUUUGGCGCAGAAGCUACACCAAAUACGCUCAAAACUUUGGUGCCCAGAAUCCCGAUUCAUCCAAGUAUAAACUAAAUUUAAUGUCUGAGGACAAUUUCAGUAAAAAAUAACAAUUUUGUAGGAGGCGGUGGAAGGUAAAGAAAGGUGAACCUGAUCAUCCCAAGUACAGGCGGACAGUUGCCAUGUCAUCAACACGAGGUGCCUUCCUGGACGUGCAGCCGGAGCUGCUGACCAGCUCCCUGUCAGUGGUGGGCGGCGGCGCGGACCCUGAGCUCUCCGAGCUCGCCAUGCCGGCAGAGGCGGCCGCCAGGCAGCGGCGCUCCGACGCCGUCGAGAUCGUGCCCAAGCCGGUGGUGUGCUGCAAGACGCGCGACGCCGCCGGUGGUAAGGUGUUUGUGAACAUCUGCACCAACACGGAGAUCCCGGCGCCUCGCCAGCUGAGCGAGCAGCAGCUGCGCGAGCUGCUGCAGGACGAGGCGCAGGCGGCUGAGUUCCGCGUGCCGCUCAGUCUCAGCGAGGCGCACAAGGAGCUGGACAAGUCGGGCGGCCCGUGCGUGGCCUACGAUGUCGUCAUUCACCCGCGGUUCUACGCCCAGGUGGACAGCAGCCUCCUCUUCAAGACGUUCUUCAUCACCGUCAUGAUCGAAGCGAUCGAGGGCAAAUUCGGCAUCGAACUUGACAAGAACCAGUGGGUGACGAUGCGGAACAAGCUGUACAUGGGUAAGAUGCCGAAGCAUUUUGUGCGCCGCGGUGACCUACCGAUGGUGCAGGAGGUGGCCGGCGGCGAGGCUCCGUCCGCCGGACCGCGGCCGCUUAUCUCUGAGGUGGAGACGCGCCGCAGCGCCCCGCCGGCGCCGCCCCACACGGUAGAGCGCCGCCCGGACGGCCGGCUGGUGGUGACGUUCGAGCUGCCGCCGGCGGUGACGGCCGCCGACCAGCUGAGUCUUGAGCUGGCGCCCGACCGGGUAGUGCUCUCCUCGGAGACCGUCCGGCUCCUGGCGGACGUGUUCCUGACGGAGACGGUCGAGCCGGAGACGGCGCGCGCCGCCUUCAGCCUGGCCUCGCGUCGGCUGGCGGUCUCCGUGGCCACCGCUGCCGCGUGAGUGCUGUGUGUCAGGACGCGCUGCGUGCCAGCGGUCAUGUGGACCAGAAUGUGCCCCGACGUUGAACUGAGAGAACUCUGUGAUAGUGAGGCUCAGAUAUUGCGUUAAUUUGCGGUGAUGCUACGGGAUGCUGGCCAUUCGUGGUGUUGUGCUGAAGGUUCUGUGUUUCCACAUGAUGAAAAGUCGAGGAAUGAUUGACAUUAAGUUUGCACUGGACUGCUGGAUUACUUGUUCUGCGCAGGAUAUGUAUCAAAUGGUUUGUAAUCCAUUCACGUUGUUUGCAAGUCAGAACAUUCUGUUUGAAGCAUUAAGUUUCUAAUGGUGAACCACAGCAGAGCUCUCGCUUUGUGGUACAAUGACGUCAUGGUGACUCACCGCUUAUACAGCACGCACUCAUAUCUCAUUUGUUUCAGCUCAGUCAAGGGCAUUGCUGCGCUAGCAUGGCGUCGAGUGGUGGUGCAAAAAAUAUUGCGUUGGCGUGUUAUCGCGUAGCUAUGUCGGGAGAAUUUCUGUAUCGAACUUUUUGUAUUGUUUUCAUCAUGUUUGAUAAAGAGUUCCGUUUCAUCUUCGUUAUUCUUGAAUUGAUGCCGUACAUAUACGAGUUGUUUUUA
Molecule: messenger RNA, 1723 nt
Organism: Amphibalanus amphitrite
Lineage: Eukaryota; Metazoa; Arthropoda; Thecostraca; Balanomorpha; Balanidae
Product: PIH1 domain-containing protein 1-like
Exons: 2
Coding region: 192-1112 (306 amino acids)
Biological process (GO): box C/D snoRNP assembly; rRNA processing
Cellular component (GO): cytoplasm; ribonucleoprotein complex; R2TP complex
Source: RefSeq, a predicted model, not a curated record